AUGGACAUAUUCCCUCAAAAACUGGGAGAGGUCAUGCUAAAGCUAAUGGAUCAAUGUAGGUUUCUUGCAAAGGAGGAACAGAGCUCGUUACGUCCAUUAACUGUACUGACGUUUCUACAACAUAUGAUUGCUUCUCCUAACGUUCACCUUAUGUUCUUCUGGUGGAAAAUUCAGCUAUGUGCAGUGUUAUUUCCAGAUGAGCUUUUUGAUCAGAGAAUUGAUUGCGUGGGAAGUACACAUGCCAAAUGCAUUGAGGAUGCUAAGAAAUUGGCAGGUGAAGAGCCUGCCUGGAAGGAAGUCAAAGAUGCUGUUAAUGAGGUGAAAUAUCCAAAAUCAAAAGAAGAAUGGGAGAAGGUUCUGGCAAAAUGCCAGCAUCUCCUGAGCAGCCAUACCAGUCGUCUUCCAGAUACAAACAUCUAUCAGCUGAAACUGCUGGACUGUGCCAUGGAUGCCUGUAUUAACCUUGAAGCCUGGGAACAAGCUUUGUGUUAUGGCAGCAGGACGCUUGGACCAUACAGGCUGUAUUACCCUAAUUUCCAUCCACUGAGGGCUGUGCAGCUGAUGCGAGUGGGCAAACUGCAGUACAGUCAAGGCAUGUUACCUCAGGCACUGGAGACCUUGAAACAGGCCUAUGAUAUUAUGAAGGUGACCCAUGGGACAGAUCACAGCCUGAUGCAAGCCUUGAUGGACUUAAAGGAACAGUGUGAAGCCAUCAUGAAAGUACCCUGAAUAAAACCCCAAUCUGGAAAACAAGACAUUCAAGGAGAAAGGAUACGGAAUUCUUUUUGUUACAUUAGGAAGCUUCCUAAUGUGUUCCUAAGUGGUUUUGGUAUAUUUUCAUCAAGUCCUAUUUUCUUUACAAAAAUGUUUAGUGUUUAUUAGUUUUUCUCUUCUGGAUUGAGUUAAGGUUUGGAGGAAUAUGUGAUGUUUUCAGAAAGUUUUUAACUUCUGCAAGUCAAAAUGGUAGUAAGUCUGAAUAUUUGCUCUUAAGACAUGCUGAUAAAACUACAAACUUAAACAUAAAGCAAGGAUAAAUGUAAUUUGUUUUAUUUAAUAACCAGAACCUCAAAUCCAAAUAGCAGUGAAUGUAGGAAGAAUUGAUAAUCAAAUUGGAAUCUCAGUGAUACAGGACACAACUUCCUGCUAAGCUUCUCCCACAUGCUUUCUAGAUAUUGAUUUCUGUAUCUUUUCUGUUAUCUCUGAAUGAUCACAAAGUCUAACUGUACAUCUUAUGCUUGUUGACUAGAACACAGCUAUACCUUUUUUUCUACCAGACACCUAAUUUAGAUGGUAACACUUGAUUAUCCAUUUACAACACGUGAUUUAAUUGAUAAUAAAUACUGAGAAACACAUACCAUCUUAAUUUGCAGCAAAAUGAUAUGAUUUCAUUGAGAUGACCAAUCAAUUAUUUGUGCCAGUUUAUGCCAACACUUCAAGAUAUAGUCAUAGAAAUAAGUAGAGAGAUCAUGUUUUUCCCUUUAACUUCUCAUUAGAUUUGGUCAGAUCCACUUUUCUUUAAAAGAUUCCCAAUAUUCUAAAUUGCAUCUUGAAUUUUUAGAGGUGAUUUUAUAUAUGCAGUAUUUGUCUGCAUUCAAUAAACAAUGAGGAUGACUUGGUUUCUAGAGUGACUAGGUUGUGAAAGCAUCCUUAUGUCACUGUGAAGUUCUUUUAGGGCUGAAGCCAAACCUUUUGCUAGUGCACAGAAGUGCUGCUUGUCUCUGAACUUCCAUCAUCUACACAUUCAGUCAAGUACCUAAAGAGAAGUGUGGCAUCACAUUUGCUUCUGCAUAGCAGACAGGUGCACUGAGCACUUGCUCAGGAAGCUCAUGGUGUGGUUUGUAGACCUUUCUAAGCCUUCAGAGUUUGGUUUUACUGUGCCCACUUUCCCCAAAUUGUACUUCAGAUUCGAGAGUAUAGACACUGUAGUACACACUAAGUAGGAUUUUCUUCUCAAGCAGGGAAAUGCUCACUCUGAUUGCUGCAGCCAGGUGUGGUCACCUCUUCCCCAGUCAGAACAGGCAGUGGGCUGAAGACUGGGGCUCAAGCAUGUGAGCAGUCCAACAUACCAGACCAGGCUCGAAGCAACCUGAUCUAGCUGUGGAUGUCCCUGUUUAUUGCAGAGGAGUUGGACUAGAUGACUUUUAAAGGUCCCUUUCAACUCUAAGGAUUCUAUGAUUCUAUGAUACUGGUUAACUGUACUUCUAAGAAAAUUCACUUCCAUGUUUCUGUCAGGCCAACUAUAUGUCUUUUUCCCUCUUUUCCACAUCUCCUUUCUUCUCCCUCUCACCAAGCACACAUGACCUUGUGUUGAAGCUGUAAGACCUACAGAGAUCCACUGAACCAGAUCAGUCCUGGGGAAUAGAAGCAUUUCUUGGAAAGCGUAUGUGCUCCAUUUGCCCACACUCAUUCACAGGGGAGUUGCUGUUACCAGAGCUGCUAACUUCCACUUUUAACACAGAAACAAAUGUUAACAAAAGCCAAAUAUUUAUGAGGAACAUUGAAACCUAGAUAAUUUAAGGCUCCUGAAAAUAUCGCUCCAGGUGUGUCUCUCCUCUCAACAAUUUAUUGCUGCUACUCCAGCCAUGACUGUUGUUUCAUUAAUCUGUAGUUGUUAUAAAGUCAGGCUUUCUUCACACUAGUCACUUGACACCAUUAAUUAUUAUGAGACGGGAACACAUUUAAAAAGAAAAUGAACACUCUGGGCAUAAUUUACAGCCCCAGCACAAGAAUGCCAACACUGAGGAAGAUAUCUCUUUUCAAGGCAUUUGAAUUUGUUCCAGUGUAUGGAGUAUUCACUUGCCCGGCAGUAAUACGCAAGCAAUAACCUAUGAAAUGCAGUGCACUUCCGGAGUAUGUAGCAUGGCUUGAGGCCAGAGGCCAAGUCAUAUCAGCCACUCAAGAAGUGCAAUAAUCCUGACAGAAAUUCACUGCUUGGUUGGAUCUUCUUGCUAUUAUGAAAAGGAAAUUGUCUGAGAGAGGGGUCAGACCUUUGCAUUUAUUGGGAUUUCUGACAAAGCUAUGGCAUCAUUGAUGGACAAUGAGGAAGUGUGAGAGGUGCUCAGUCCUUAAAAGCUAUUUUCUGGUUUUAAAGGGAUACAUUAUAUUUGAAAAUGUGUGUCUUAGUGUAAAGAUGAUACCUGCAUUAUCUUAUGAUUCUAUAUCUACUACUAAGACUUGUAAAUGAAAAGCACUUCAGUGUGUGAGCUAAGAUGGUGUAUUGAUUUAUACAGCAGGAGAUACCCGCCAGCUCUCAUGGAUGCAGACACGUCUGUAUAUAUGAAUUGCAGCACUGCCUUUUGGUACAGGACACCACAACGGUGCAAGCACAGCAGCGGGGAAAGACAGGUACUAGGAGAGGGUCAGAUUUACCUGGCAUCAGAUGAAAAAGGCUACAGAGCAUCCUGAAGGUAUGUGUACUACCAUGAGUAGAACUGUAGGGGACAGAUGCCCAGUCACAGAAUCAUGGAAUGGCCUGAGUUGAAAAGCCCACAGUGAUCAUCUGUUUUCAACCCCC
Meleagris gallopavo (turkey) is the source of this 3514-nucleotide messenger RNA. NCBI's taxonomy places the organism in Eukaryota, Metazoa, Chordata, Aves, Galliformes, Phasianidae. The record is from RefSeq and is a predicted model, not a curated record.